Messenger RNA from Trichosurus vulpecula (common brushtail), 2202 nucleotides. RefSeq names its product tensin 4 (gene TNS4). The transcript is spliced from 13 exons. Gene Ontology annotation, molecular function: protein binding. Lineage: Eukaryota; Metazoa; Chordata; Mammalia; Diprotodontia; Phalangeridae. Bases 1 to 2202 code for a protein of 733 amino acids. The record is from RefSeq and is a predicted model, not a curated record.
AUGUCCAGCCAGAUGCUGAGAGCAGGCCAUACUGUCUGUGUAGGCCCUCAAGAGGAAACCAGGAACAGCUUUCUUCCUGCCCGGAGCACCAACCUGGCUCCCCAGUGUCCCUACUAUACCACUGAAGGCUGGGGCACCCAGGUUCUGAUGGCCCCCAUGCCUGGCAAGGGGCAACCACUCCCCAACAGGUGCAGACAGGCAGUACCAACAGUGACCAAGUCGAAUUGCCUCCCCCAGCCCAGAGGGCAGCAGGAUACAGGCUGGACUGAUGAACUGGCUUCCUCCGUUGGUUUCUCCCUGGAGAGCCUCAACCAGAUGAUCCUUGAACUUGAUCCUAACUUUGAGCUUCUGCCUUCAGGGGCAGAAAGCCUCAGAACAGACCCAGCCCCAACCCCCAAUGUCACAGCAUCAAGGAGCAAAAAAGAAGACCCUGAAGUGUUGGAUAUAAAGUAUAUUGAGGUGACAUCUGCCAAACCGAGGUGCCAGGAACCCCCUCAGCGCUGUGCCAGCCCCUCAGUCAUCCCUUCCUGCGGAUCGCCUCUGAGUGGCGGCAUCCUUCUCUGCAGAGACACCCCCCUUGAAAAAAGUGCCAGCAGCGAGAGCCUCAUUUUCUCUGGGAACCAGCAUAGGGGACAUCACCACCUGCAUCAGCCUCCACCCCCAGUGGGAGAGCGAUCAUCUCAUCACUCGCCCUCCCCUGGUAUCUCCAUUCCCCAUCCCAAGAACAAGAACACUGGUCCUCAGAGUGACAGCUUCUUCCUGGAAGCUUCUCCAGGCUCAGGAGCCAUGCCAAGGCCCUCACUGGGGAGCUGGGCACUGCAGAGAGGCAGUGGGGCUUCUCUGCUGUCCAGCAGCCCAGGCUCUGACACCAGCUAUGUGUUUGGCAGCAGCCAGUCUCUGCUCUCUACUACCACCUCCAGCCACCAGCCUGCCUACAAGUCCCCAGAAUGCCCCAGAGGCUCUUCCUCCAGCAUCCACAACCCCAGCACUGCAUCUCCCAGUGGGAGACCUAGCUACUUCCACCUCCAGAGCCCUGACUCAGGACUCACAACACCAGCCUCCACCCUAGGCCAGCCUGCUGGCUCGCACUCACCUCCACUGCAGAAGGAGCAUGCCAGCAGCUGCCCUCCAUCGAUUGCUAAUUCCAUGGUGGACAUCCCCAUUGUGCUGAUCAAUGGCUGCCCAGAACCAGGCCUUGCCUCCCCACAGCCUCCUCGCAGACAUAACAGCUUUGUCCGGCCCAUGGUUGACACUCCCAGCAACCCCUAUGCAGGCCUCGGCCCCCACAGCAAGACCCCCUCUGAUACCAAUCUUGCCUCCUCCUCUGAGGGUCCCAACAGAGACACUUCACCACCAACCAUGAAGUUUGUAAUGGACACAUCCAAGUACUGGUUUAAACCAAGCAUCACUCGGGAUCAAGCAAUCGAGAUGCUGAGGAUGGAGGAGCCAGGUGUUUUCGUGAUCAGGGACAGCACUUCAUAUCGAGGGUCCUUUGGUCUCGCCAUGAAGGUUCUGGAAUCUCCAACAUCCCUUCAGAGUAAAUCAGGGCCCGACAGCAGUGACCUUGACCUGGUCCGACACUUCCUCAUUGAAUCUUCAGCCAAAGGGGUGCAUCUCAAAGGGGCUGGGGAGGAGCCCUACUUUGGCAGCUUGUCAGCCUUUGUAUACCAGCACUCGAUCAUGCCCUUAGCCUUGCCCUGUAAGCUAGUCAUCCCCAAGAAAGAAUUGGGAGGUGGAGAUGGGGCCCCAGAUCCCCCAGCAGACAGCGAGGCCUCUCAAUUGAAGAAAUCAGCCAGCUGCCAAGCCCUGUACCUGACCUCUGUGAGUGUGGAGACACUGACUGGGGCCAUGGCCGUGCAGAAGGCCAUUUCUACCACCUUUGAAAGAGAAAUUCUCCCCACGCCUACUGUGGUUCAUAUUAAAGUCACAGACCAGGGCAUCACCCUCACCGAUGUGCAAAGAAAAGUGUUUUUCCGGCACCAUUAUCCACUUGCCACCCUCCGUUUCUGUGGCAUGGACCCAGAGCAUAGGAAGUGGCAGAAGUAUUGCAAAUCUUCGAGGAUUUUUGGCUUUAUUGCCAAAAGUUUGACAGAGCCUGCAGAAAACGUGUGCCAUCUUUUUGCUGAAUACGAUGCUGUCCAGCCAGUCUCUCUGGUCAUCGAUUUCGUGGGCACCCUGCUUGUGGAUAUAGAGAAGAUGUAG